Molecule: messenger RNA, 1638 nt
Organism: Drosophila innubila
Lineage: Eukaryota; Metazoa; Arthropoda; Insecta; Diptera; Drosophilidae
Product: tRNA modification GTPase GTPBP3, mitochondrial
Exons: 2
Coding region: 64-1548 (494 amino acids)
Biological process (GO): tRNA wobble uridine modification; tRNA methylation
Cellular component (GO): cytoplasm; mitochondrion
Molecular function (GO): GTP binding; protein binding; GTPase activity
Source: RefSeq, a predicted model, not a curated record
GCUGGACUUCGUCUCUUCUUUGUGUUCGGCGGUUUUAUUUUCACAUUCAAUCGUGCGCCUCCCAUGGCGCUAUUGAGAAAGGUUUCAAGUAGCUUUAGCGGCAUAUUUCGACGCUAUGCUAGCUCCAGUGGAUGUACCAUAUAUAGUCUCAGCUCCGGACAUGUUAAGUGCGGCGUCUCGGUUAUCCGAGUCUCUGGACCACAGACAAAACACGCUCUGCGCGCCAUUGUUAACAACGUUGAAUACGAGCCGAAACAGCGACAGGCAUAUUUGAAAUCAUUUUAUCACCCGGCCAGCAAAGAGGUUAUCGAUAAGGGACUGCUCCUAUGGUUUCCCGGUCCAGCCUCAUUUACUGGCGAGGAUGCGUGUGAAUUUCAAGUGCAUGGCUCGUUGGCCGUUAUUGCUGCCAUGCUGGAUGCACUUGGUCAAGUGCCGGGAUUGAGACCAGCUCAGCCGGGUGAAUUCACAAAACGUGCCUUCUUUGGCGGCAAACUCGAUCUAACAGAGGUGGAGGGAUUGGCUGAUUUAAUACAUGCCGAGACGGAGGCUCAACGCAAACAGGCACUUUUACAAAGCACUGGCGCCUUGGCGCGUCUCUAUGAUAACUGGCGUAAGCGACUCAUUCGCUGUUGCGCCCAUUUGGAGGCGUACAUUGACUUUGCCGAAGAGGAGCAGAUUGAAGGAGGCGUCAUAUUACAAUUGACCAAAGAGCUAAACGCUGUAAAGCGUGAAAUUCGUGUUCAUCUGAAUGAUCAGCGACAGGGUGAGCUGCUAAGAGACGGUGUGCGCACGGUAAUCAUCGGUGCUCCGAAUGUGGGAAAGAGUAGUCUUCUGAAUCUUCUCUGCCAGCGUUCAGUGUCCAUUGUCACGGAACAGGCGGGCACAACACGCGAUAUUAUUGAGACAACACACAAUUUUGGCGGCUAUCCAGUUGUAUUUGCGGAUACUGCAGGAUUACGCAAGCAUACCACAGACUCCAUCGAAGUGGAAGGCAUGGCACGAGCUAAACAAUGCUUAGCCCAGUCCGAUCUUAUACUCCUGCUAACGGACGCCAGGCAGCUACGUGACGUGGCCAGCAAUGACGCCCUGACUGGCCACAUUGAGAGCUAUUUGCAGGAGCUGGACAUACCACAGGAGAUGUGCAAUGGAAAACGCUUGCAGUUGGUGGCGAAUAAAACAGAUACACUUACAGCGGAGGAGUUGGAGAGUCUUAGCAAGCUGGAGAAUGUGUUGGCUCUAUCCUGCCAUAAACAGGACAACUUGCCAGAGUUUCUGGGUUCCUUGGAGCAGAUGCUGAAACAGCUGUGCGGCACACCACAAGCCGAACAUCCUCGCAUUACGCACAUGCGUUACAGACAACAACUGGAACGUUGUAUUGAGCACAUUGAGAUAUUCUUAAGAGAUUACAAGCCUGAUGUAUACCCGGAUAUGGCCAUAGCAGCUCAACAGCUGCGCAAAUCAAUUCGUUGCAUUGAACGCAUCACUGGACAUGUUAGCUGCGAAGAUAUACUCGAUGUUGUAUUCAAAGAUUUCUGCAUUGGAAAAUGAUUCGUAUUCUAGAAUUUAAGUGUACAGUUCGCAAUAUUAUACCCAACAUAUAGACUGCUAAAUAAACACCGAUUCUCUUUUUCUUUCAAA